Alternaria alternata is the source of this 1554-nucleotide messenger RNA. RefSeq names its product cytochrome P450-like protein. The record is from RefSeq and is a predicted model, not a curated record. Gene Ontology annotation, molecular function: heme binding; monooxygenase activity; iron ion binding. The coding region runs from base 1 to 1554 and encodes 517 amino acids. The transcript has 4 exons. NCBI's taxonomy places the organism in Eukaryota, Fungi, Ascomycota, Dothideomycetes, Pleosporales, Pleosporaceae.
AUGUUGGCUACUUGCGCUGUUUUUGUCGCUUCGUUGAUUUGUUACCUAUUGGCACAAAGAUUCCAGAAAGGUCUUAGCAAAUAUCCUGGGCCUUUUUUGGCGUCAUUAACGAACAUAUGGCGUGCGAUGGAUGUAUACAAGCGAGACACACAUGUUACAUAUCGCAAGUUACAUGCGAAAUAUGGCGACGUCGUCCGAGUUGGACCGAACGUCUUGUCGUUCGGCAAGCCAUCUGCUAUCCAAGACAUAUACGGACUGAAUAAAGGAUUUACGAAGAGUGAAUAUUACGACGUCUUUGCUGUCCUGAAAAAAGGCAGCAUUGUCUAUAACCUGUUCUCGACAAGGUCAGAAACUUAUCAUGCUCGCCUGAGACGCUCUGUCAACCAUGCGUUCGCUUUAUCAACACUGCUGGAUUUCGAACCGCUGGUGAACAGCUGUUCAUCUUAUUGGCUAAAGCGUACAGAAGAGCUUUACGUCAAAGGACAGGAUAUCUGUCCGUUAUCAACCUGGAUUCAGUACUUCGCAUUCGACGUUAUUGGGGAGAUCACUUGGUCCAAGCGACUUGGUUUCGUCCAAGAGAACAAAGACGUCGCAGACAUCAUCGCUACGGUGGAUUCAUUCCAAGACUAUGGCACUGUAGUAGGCCAAAAUCCCUGGUGGGAUCGUGUCCUUGUCAAAAACCCAAUCAAACUAUUCCUCGAGAGUAUAGGUCUCUGGCCAAUUAGCCCUAACGCGGCGAUUAUCAAGUUUGCUUUGGCAAGGCAAGACGAGGUAUCGGCUAAUCAAACACAAUAUACAGCAGGGAAACCUCCCAGCGAGAUGGGUAUCACCUUUCUCCAACGAUUCUUGCAAUCACAGGAUAAGAACCCGGAGUUUCUGACUGAUGAUCGAAUCACCGCUAUGUGCGCAUCCUUGAUUAUUGCUGGCUCUGACAGCACUUCCAUCAGCUUGUCUGGCGUCUUCUACUACCUCUUGAAGAAUCCACGCGUAUACAGGAGAUUAAUGGAGGAGAUCGAUGACGCACACCAUUCAGGUGCUUUUGCAUCACCCCAAGAUAGUACUGGUGCGGCAGAUGUUAUUCCUUUCUCCGCUGCCAAGAAGCUCGUCUACCUCGACGCUGUCAUUACUGAGUCUUUCCGAAUGCACCCAGCCGUUGGCUUGCUUCUCGAACGUAUCACGCCGCCACAGGGUGCCACUAUAGAUGGGCAUCAUGUGCCUGGAGGAGUCGUGGUUGGCUGUAAUGCAUGGGUUCUGCAUCAGGACAAGGAGACCUUCGGCGAAGACGCGAAUAUUUUUCGACCCGAACGAUGGCUUGAGGGUGAAGGUGCCGAUGCUGCACAGAUCGCGAAGAUGAAAUCCAGUAUGUUUCAUUUCGGAGCAGGAUCAAGAACAUGCAUAGGAAGAAACAUCAGCCUCUUGGAAACAUACAAGAUCGUUCCCACCUUCCUGAGAAAGUUUGAGAUUGAGAUUGACGAAAGCCAAGAGCCAAUGUAUUUGAAGAAUGCCUUCUUCGUGCAUCGAAAGAACUUCAAUGUGCGCAUUAAGUUGAGAUAG